Molecule: messenger RNA, 792 nt
Organism: Eruca vesicaria subsp. sativa (arugula)
Lineage: Eukaryota; Viridiplantae; Streptophyta; Magnoliopsida; Brassicales; Brassicaceae
Source: the annotation of a GenBank genome assembly
AUGGGUUUGGUUGAUUUGAUCACUAGGGUUGACUCAAUCUGCAAAAAGUACGAGAAGUACGAUCUCGACAAACAGAGAGAAGCUAACAACAUCUCCGGAGACGAUGCUUUCACUCGUCUCUACUCUUCCUUCGAAUCAGCACUCGAAACUCUUCUUCAGAAAACGGAGGAGUUCUCGUCUGAGACGAACAGAGCCAAAGCUGUAGCAAUGAACGCGGAGAUAAGAAGAACGAAAGCUCGUUUGCUUGAAGGUGUUCCGAAACUACAGAGGCUUGCUCUCAAAAAGGUUAAAGGGCUCUCACAGGAAGAGCUUGAUGUUAGAAAUGAUUUGGUUUUGUCGUUGAGAGAUAAGAUUGAGACCGUACCAGAAGGCUCUGUUCCUUCGAAUGGUUGGACUGCUUCAACAUCGUACACGAACAUCAGAUUCGACACGAAUGUCUCUGAUGGGAGAGUUGAUAGUGAAUAUUUCAAACGAACUGAAGAGUCUGAUCGGUUUAAGCAAGAACACGAGAUAAGAAUAGUGAAACAGCAGGAUCAAGGAUUGGAUUUCAUAGCUGAAGGGUUGGAUACACUCAAAAACAUGGCUCAGGACAUUAAUGAGGAACUUGAUAGACAAGAACCACUCGUGGAUGAAAUAGAUACAAAGAUUGAUAAGGCAGCUACUGACUUGAAAAGCACUAACGUGAGGCUCAAGGAUACUGUAACUAAGCUGAGAUCAAGCCGCAACUUUUGCAUAGACAUCAUCCUUUUAUGCAUACUCCUUGGAAUCGCUGCCUUCAUUUACAAUUUUUAG